GAUCGGUCAGAUCACAGCUGCGCCCUCCCCCAGCCAUGCUGCAGCCUCUGUCCCUCUCCCUGGCUCUAAGCCUGGCGAUCCAGUGGAUCCUGUGGGCUGUAGCCACUCUGCUUCGCACUGAGAAGUUCUACGAUCUGGCAGGUAGUGGGACAUUUAUUCUUCUGUCACAUCUAAGCCUGCGAUGGACCGGAACAAAGUAUUUGCGCCAGCAAGUGCAGACUGGGCUCAUCACAGUAUGGGGAGUACGCCUUGGUGCAUUUUUGUUCUUACGAAUUCUCCGAGAAGGCCAUGACAGGAGAUUCAAUAAGGUGCGAGAUAAUCCAGGAAUGUUUUUGGUGUACUGGACGGUGCAAGGCAUAUGGAUAUUUGUAACAUUACUUCCAUCUUUAAUGUUAAACCUUGAGAGAAGAAACAAGCCCCUGGGGCUGACGGACUACUUGGGCUGGACUUUGUGGGCUGUUGGAUUCCUCAUACAAGCCGUUGCAGAUCAGCAGAAGUGGAGUUUUAAAGCUGACCCCGAUAAUGCAGGUAAAUUUAUCCAAAGUGGUCUGUGGGCGUACAGCCGGCAUCCAAACUACCUGGGAGAGAUCCUGCAGUGGAGCGGACUCUUCGUUUCUGCCUCGUCCGUGCUCAGUGGUUACCAGUAUCUGAGCGUCAUAUCCCCAAUAUUUGUGUGGUUCCUGCUCAGUUACGUCAGUGGGAUUCCCAUUCUUGAGAGGCAGGCAAUGAAAAGAUGGGGAGAGGACCCAGCAUAUAAGAGCUACAUCCAGCAAACACCUGUACUCUGGCCCUUCAAACUCUAACUUCUGCCUCCAGAGGAGAGGAAGAUAUUGUUAGUGUACAGGGUUUAUACACUGACUGUAUGAUGAAACUUCUCUGGGAGACUCUUCCCGUCAUUACUGUAUAUUAUUUCAUCCGCUUUUCUUUUUUGUUUUAUUUUCCAAAAGUAAGCAGAACUUUAAAUAAAGUUAUUGAAGAAUAAGUUCUGAUCUUUAGCCUGAAAAUCAUAGCAACCCACAGAUGCAUUGCACUUUGGGACUGAACAGAAUGACAUUUCAGCAGAUGAAUCUUACCAGGAAUGACAGAAAUAAUAUAAUCUGUGACCAGUAGCAUGCCCGCCCCUUCUGAGUUUUCAUUUGUUCAGUUACUUAAAGGGGUUAUCCAGGUGUUUAAUAUUGAUGACCUAUCCUUAACAGAGGUCAUCGAUAUGACAUUAGCGGGGGUCCAACUCCCGACAUUCCGGCCAAUCAGCUGUUCGAGGGAACGCCACGGCCUCCUCACAGCUUACUAAGCACGACACCGUCCGUUGGCUAGUGGCUGUGCUUGGUAUUGUAGCUCAGGCCUAUUUUCUUCUUUACUCCCUGCCUUUCCGGAGACUUUUUUUUUUUUUUUUUUCUGUUCACAAAGAUGUAUGAUUGAUUGUUUUUUGUGUCAUAAUUAACUAUUGCAUAUUAUGUAGUGAGAAGUUAGAAAAAAAUUCCAAUUGGUGUGGAAAUGGGAACAAAAUGCAAUUGUGCCAUAGUUUUAUGGGUGUAUAUAUAUAUAUAUAUAUAUAUUUCUUUUUACAACACUCCAUUUGCAGUAAAACUGACCUGCUUGUCAGUACAACCAGCAGAAUAAAGCAAUACCACAUUUAUGUCGUUUUUCUUGUGUUUU
Bufo gargarizans (Asiatic toad) is the source of this 1656-nucleotide messenger RNA. RefSeq lists its product as uncharacterized. The transcript is spliced from 5 exons. Gene Ontology annotation, biological process: lipid metabolic process. Gene Ontology annotation, cellular component: membrane. Gene Ontology annotation, molecular function: oxidoreductase activity, acting on the CH-CH group of donors. Bases 36 to 803 code for a protein of 255 amino acids. Lineage: Eukaryota; Metazoa; Chordata; Amphibia; Anura; Bufonidae. The record is from RefSeq and is a predicted model, not a curated record.